AUAAUCUUUUGUGUAUUUCCGCCACCAACCAAUGCGAGCUGAAAAAUUGUGAACGUGACUGUGAAGGUUGAAUUAUUGAACAUGGGACAGAAUACCUCGACUAUUACACAGACUUACGAAGUUGCACCAGGCACUCUGUCUAGAUCCAAAGUUCCAUAUCCACCAUUCGAGCUUGGAAAACCUCGGUUUGAUCAGAGUACAUACCUUGGUCGCUUGACUCACAUAUUAGAUACAACAGACCCAAAGCUUUUGCUGACUCCAAAUGAGAAGGUAGAAUGUGCUGUAGAAUUUUUAGAAGAUUAUAAAAAUGGAACAGCUCCUAAAUAUUCAGAUGAGCAGUUGUGGCAGUGGCAGCGAAUUAAAAAUUCAUUCUUUCAUCCAGACACAGGAGAAAAAAUAUAUGCACCAUUUAGAAUGGCAGGUUUUGUUCCAUUUGGAUCACCAAUUGUUAUAGGUCUGUUAUGGCCUAACCCCAGUUUUGCAGCCACCAUAUUUUGGCAGUGGUUGAAUCAGACACAUAAUGCUUGUUUUAAUUAUUCCCACAGAAAUGCUUCAAAGCACACCCCUUUUAACAAAUAUUUAGAGGGAUAUGCUGGGGCUGUAACCAGUGCUGUUACUAUUGCUGUUAGUCUUCAGGCACUAAUAAAGAGAGCUCAUGUGUUUAGUCCAACAACCAGAUUGUUAAUACAGAGAUUUAUACCCUUUCCAGCUGUAGCCUCAGCAAACAUAUGUAAUGUAGUAUUAAUGAGAAAAAAUGAACUUGAAGAUGGGAUAGAAGUUUUAGAUGACCAGAAUAAUGUUGUUGGUACAUCAAAAAUUGCAGCUAAAAGGGCUUUAACAGAAACAGCUAUAACUAGAGUAGUUUUGCCAAUUCCAAUUCUUAUUUUUCCUCCAAUAAUUAUGUCAGUUUUAGAAAGAAGUAAAUAUCUUACGUAUAAUCGUGGAAUGCGUAUUUUCUGGCAUUCAAUAGUCGUUACAGCCUGUUUUGCCAUUGCUCUGCCCCAUGCAAUAGCAUUAUUUCCACAGAAUUCACAGAUAAAUGUCAAUGAAUUAGAAGAAGAAUUUAAGGACAAAACAGACCAAACUGUACUGUUCUACAAUAAAGGCCUGUAGUAUUGUAAUAGUGAUAUUUGUGACUGGUUUUAUACAUGUUUAUAUACAGAUGUAUUUUUAAUAAAUGGAAUUGAAGAAACAGUUGCACAAAUUAUGAACUUGAUUUCAGGAAGGAAUGAUGUGUCAUGUUUUGUCUUUCCUUGCACAUUGGGAAGUGAAUAUUUAUAUCAUCAGUGCACUGUUUUGAUUUGAAAGUCAGUUCCAUAGGAUUUUGUCAUGUUAGAAAUUGAUGAUAUAUUUUUAUGCCCCCAACCCUCUACUAUCCUAGGUAGUAGAGCGGCAUUAUGUUUUCUGGUCUGUGCAUCCAUUCGUUCGUCCGUAUGUCCCACUUCAGGUUAAAGUGUAUGGUCAUGGUAGUUUUUGAUGAAGCUGAAGUCCACUGAACUUGAAACUUAGCACACAUGUUUCUUAUGAUAUGAUCUUUCUAAUGUUAAAGCCAAAUAAUUUUUUUUUACCAAAUUUCAAGGUCCAUUGAACAUGAAAAAUGAUAGUGCAAGUGGGGCAUCGGUGUACUUAGGACACAUUCUUGUUUCCUCAGUGAUAAGAUCUCUUUAAGCUAAAAUUUCAAAAAGACCCCUGAAACUAUAAGCUUAUUCAGGGAACCAAUUCACUGACAUAAGUAAUAUUAAACACAUAACUAAUAUGUUAUUUAUAUUAGUUAAAACUAUAAAGAUCAUAGUUCCUUCUUAAAGUGAUUUAUAUGUACUUUGCAGUGCUCUUUAAUAGUCUGGGUAAAAUUUUAGAAAAAUGAUAUCUUUGAAUGAAUGUCACCAAUUUAAAACAAUCUAGAGACCUUUUUAUUAUUAUUUACUGAAUAUAUAAAAUAAAAAAGUAGAAGAGAAAACCCCAUAUUGGUCAAUACUUUUUUAAAGCAUAUUAUUUAAAAAAUCAAAAGAUUGUUGCUUUAAUUUUUAUAUUAAUCAAAUGUUAAUUUCUAAAUAUAAAUAUAUCUAAAGCACAUAUUGAAUUUCUUUUUAUAUUUUCUAUUAUAUUAAUGUUAUUUAAAUUCGUCAUUGAAAAGAAAAGAUUUAUAAAAAUCAUAUCAAUAAUUUUAGAAUUCAUUAGGGUACAUUUACAGAUAUGUUUUUUUAGUGACAGCUAAUGUGAUAAUCAUAAUGAAUGAUUCCCUUGUGUUGUUGAGUAGCUGAACAAACAACAUAUACCCCUGAUUAAGUUAUGUAUACAUUAAAGGUUUAAAAUACAUGGUAUAUGAUGAAUGCUUUGUUAUUUACUCCUCGAAAUAAGUAUUAUUUACUGCAUUGAACUAAAUGAUCUAUUGCAAUGGAUUUUUUUUGUAAAAAAGAGUAAGAGGUGUCUUUUGUUUUGCAUCAAAUCAAAUACUAAGAUUAUGAUAAAUCUGAAGUCAAAGAAAUGUCAUAGCAAUUUUGCAGUCAUAUUCAGAACAAAAAUUAAGUUUCCUAAAAUUGUUAAGAAUUCUGUCUGUUUUAAGAUAAUCACAUCAUACAUAAUCAUUGGUUUAUGAUUUGUUGUGUAACCACUUAUUAUGUACUAAUUAUUAUUUGUUUUGAUAUAAAUAAUACAAAAGCUGUAA
Molecule: messenger RNA, 2665 nt
Organism: Mytilus trossulus (common blue mussel)
Lineage: Eukaryota; Metazoa; Mollusca; Bivalvia; Mytilida; Mytilidae
Product: sideroflexin-5-like
Exons: 12
Coding region: 82-1113 (343 amino acids)
Biological process (GO): mitochondrial transmembrane transport; monoatomic ion transport
Cellular component (GO): mitochondrial inner membrane
Molecular function (GO): monoatomic ion transmembrane transporter activity
Source: RefSeq, a predicted model, not a curated record